CCCACUUCCUGACCCAUGGGAUGGGACGGCUUUCCGGGGGUCCUGCUGGAGCCCCGGCCUCUUCUGGUGGCAAGGCAGAGCCCCCUGAACCAGCCCAAGCCCGAUGGGGUGUUACAGGGAGCAACAGGAUCUCCUGGGAACCUGAGACCAGAUCACACGCCCAGCAGGCAUGUGGAGCCCCCUGCGCUGAGGUUGCUGCCGGGCAUGGAGGGCCCAGUGGAGGCGGCCACGGAGGCGCCGGCCCCAAAGGGGAGAGGGCCCAAGGCAGCGCCCUCCGGAGGCGGCGGUGGCGGUGACCACAAGGUCCAGAGAGUGGCCGUGAGCUCAUCGGUCGUCUGGGAGCGAGCAGGGCCCGAGGAGGCCACGGCUCUGGUCGGAGGCGAUGCCACGCCUCCCCCUGGCAGCUCCGCGCCGGGUGCUGGGAGCCCUCCGGGCUGGACGGGCAUGUACCGCACAGACCUGACCUUGCAGCUACUGGCCGUGCGGAGGAAGACGGGGCUGCCGGACCCCAGCCUGCAGCAGACCGUGAGAAGCCAGCUCCGCCUGCUGGAAAAUGACAGCCGGGAGGUGGCCCGUGCACUGGGGGAGCUGUCGGCCAGGCUGCUGUCUAUCCACAGUGACCAGGAUCGGAUCGUGGUGACCUUUAAGACUUUUGAGGAAAUCUGGAAGUUCUCCACCUACCACGCUCUUGGCUUCACUCAUCACUGCCUGGAAAACCUGCUCGUGGACCAGGCCUUCUGGCUGCUCUCCCCCAGCGAGGACGAGGAGACAGCCGUCCAAGUCCACGUGGACCAGCAGGCCUUGAUGCUGACACAUGAGAGCCUCCUCGCCCAGGAAGGUCCUUUCUUCGUCCUGUGUCCUGACCACCGUGUGCAAGUGAAGAGCAGCCCCCGGGGUGCAGCGAGCGGCCCCCAGGCCCUCAGGCGUGCCUCGGGGGUCCCCCAGGGAGAGGCAGCCCCGGCAGCGGGCUCUUCUGCUCCUGGCCCCGGCACGUUCUGCGAGGAGGUGGCAGCAGCAGCCGCUCCAGAAACCUUGAUUCCAUUUCAUCAGUGGGCUCUUCGGGUCCCCUGGGACCCCGUCGACGACUCUGUGAGUGGACCGGUGACGUCGGACAUCCCACUAAUGGCUACGGGCCUGGCCACGGCGGUGGCAGACUACCAGGGAUCCGGGCCUGAAGAGAUGACCUUCCGAAGCAGCGACGUCAUCGAGAUCCUGGGCGCCCAGAUGCUGGAAAAUGUGAUUUUUCUCAAUGAGGAAGAAAGGUCAUUCUUCAGCAAUGAAGGACGCUUUUCUGAGGAGGACGCCAGGCAGCUCCUGAGCAGGGCUUCUGGCGCAGACGUCUGCACCGUGUACAGCCUGGACAGAUUAGAAGAAGCCGAGUUGGAACAGCUAGAAGAACAAGAAAUGCCCCUGCCUUGCCUGCACCCAGAGCCAUGCGAGACCCUACAGAAGGUGAAGAAUGUUCUAGAACAGUGCAAGUCUGGCCAGGCCUGCCCUGAGGAGCCAGUGUCCUGGGGUCUGUGCACGGCAUCCAGUGGUACAAGCUCACCGGACAGCGAGGAGCCCUCCUUCUGCUUGGACUCGGGGGCUGACUGGGCCCACCCAGAGGCCCUGGGCUCGCUGCUGCUGUUCCUGGACGCGCCUGGGUACAAGGCCUGCUUCCGUGGCCUGUAUGACCCUGCCCUGCCGGGGCUGAGUACCUUGUUCUGUGGCUUCACCGACGAGGAGGUGCUGGCGGAGCUCCUGGCUCAGGCCCGGGGGGUGGCCAAGAAGGCCGGCUUCCCCAUGGCCCUCGCCAGGCUCUGCUUCCUCCUGGGGCGGCUCUGUGCACGCAGGCUGAAGCUGUCCCAGGCCCGCGUGUACUUUGAGGAGGCUCUGGGGGCGCUGGGGGGCCGCUUUGGCGACCUCUUCCUGGUGGUGGCCGUGUACGCCAACCUGGCCACCGUUCACCUGAAGCAGAAAAACAGGGACAGGUGCGCGCAGGUCGUGCCCAAGGCCUUGGCCCUGCUCCUGGGGACACCCGGCCAUGUCUGCAGCACCGAGGCCGAGUCGGAGCUCCUGAGGCUUGCCCUGCGGCGGGCCAUCCUCGGCCGGAGCCCCCACGCCGAGGCCCGGGCCUGCUUCCUGCUGGCGCAGCACCACGCUCGCCUCAAGCAGCCGGAGGAGGCCCUGCCCUUCCUGGAGAGGCUGCUGCUGCUGCACGGGGCCUGGGGCUCUCCGGAGGCCUCGUGGCCCGCGGCCGGCUACCUGCUGCUGGCCGACAUCUACAGCCGCCGCUGCCUGCCGCACCUGGUGCUCGGCUGCGUCCGGGUGGCCUCACUGCGGGCCCGGGGCUCGCCGGGCAGUGCGCUGCGCAGCGUGGACCUGGUCCUCCGGAACUCUCCCCGGCUCCACCGGCCGCCCUCCCAGACGGCGCACUACCUCAGGCAGGCGCUGGCCUCGCAGGCCCCGGGCGCGGGGCGGGCGCUGCGCGGCCCCCUCUGUGCCAGCCUGGCCCAGCUGCACAGCCGCCACGGGCAGCAGGCCCGGGCCAUCUCCUUCAUGAUGCAGGCCGUGGAAGCGGCCACGGGGGCCGGCGGCCGCCUGGCCGUGGACUACGUGGUGGCGCUGGCCUGGCUGUACGUGCUACACGGCCAGAGCCCGGUGGCCCUGGACAUCCUCGAGUCCGUCCUGGACGUGGCCGUGGCCAGUGUGGACCAGGAGGGCGUGGUCGCCAACAUGGCGGCCGUGGCCCUGAAGAGGAUGGGCAGGACCCGGCAGGCGGCCGAAGGCUACUACCGCGCCCUGCGUGUGGCCAGGACCCGGGGCCAUCUGAGGAACCAGGCGGUGGCCCUGGCCAAUUUCGGGGCCCUGUGCCUGCAGGCGGGCGCGGAGGGCCUGGCACAGCACUACCUCCUGCAGGCCGUGAGGCUCUUCUCGCGGCUGCCCAGCAGCGAGUGCGGCCAGGACUUCACCUGGGUGCUCCUGUGCCUUGGCCACCUGUGCACCCGCAGGGCCCUUGCCCGGCAGGGCAAGUGCUACUAUGAGUGGGCCUUUCUGGUCGCCGUGGAGACGGACCACUUGGAGGGCCAACUGCGAGCUGUCCAGCGGCUGUGUCACUUCUAUAGCACCGUCAUGCGCAGCGAGGCCCAAUGUGUCGUCUACCACGAGUUCCAGCUCUCACUGGCCCGCAGGGUGGCUGACAAGGUGCUGGAGGGGCAGCUCCUGGAGACCAUCAGCCAGCUCUACCUGUCACUGGGCACCGAGCGGGCCUACAAGUCCGCCCUGGACUACACCAAGCGCAGUCUGGGGAUCUUCAUCGACCUGCAGGAGAAGGAGAAGGAGGCGCACGCCUGGCUGCGGGCCGGGAAGAUCUACUACAUCCUCCAGCAGAACGAGCUGGUGGAUCUGUACAUCCAGGUGGCGCAGAAUGCGGCCUUGUACACGGGGGACCCCAACCUGGGGCUGGAGCUGUUUGAGGCGGCUGGGGACAUCUUCUUCAAUGGGACCUGGGAGCGGGAGAAAGCCGUGUCCUUCUACCGGGACCGGGCGCUGCCGCUGGCCGUGACCACAGGGAACCAGGAGGCCGAGCUGCGUCUGUGCAACAAGCUGGUGGCGCUGCUGGCUGGACUGGAGUCGCUGCACGAGGGCCUGGAGUUCGCCCAAGUGGCCCUGGCGCUCAGCAUCACCCGGGGGGACCGGCUGAAUGAGCGAGUGGCCUACCACCGGCUGGCUGCCCUGCACCAGCGGCUGGGCCACGGCGAGCUGGCGGAGCAUUUCUACCUCAAGGCUCUGUCGCUCUGCAGCUCGCCCCUGCAGUUCGAGGAGGAGACCCUGUACUACGUGAAAGUGUACCUGGUGCUUGGCGACAUCAUCUUCUACGACCUGAAGGACCCCUUCGACGCGGCCGGCUACUACCAGCUGGCGCUGGCGGCGGCUGUGGACCUGGGCAACAAGAAGGCCCAGAUGAAGAUAUACGCACGCCUGGCCACCAUCUACCACAACUUCCUCCUGGACCGCGAGAAGUCCCUCUUCUUCUACCAGAAGGCCAGGACCUUUGCCACCGAGCUCAACAUCCGCAGGGUCAACCUGGUCCCGGAGCGGGGCUGGGGGCGGGCGCCCUGGCUGGCCCCCAGUGCCCUGCCCUGAGGACCCCUGUCCCCACGGGAGUGGGCUCCCCGCCUCUCCUAGUGUUUCUGUGAGGCUCAGUUUCUGGGAAACGGAGGCACAGAGGUGGGGGGCACAUAGCAACACGUGAUCUCGCAGGAGCCCACAAGGCCCCUCCCCUGCUCUGCCUCCAGGGGUGUGUCCAGGGACUGGGCCCCGUCCCCGGGGACCCGCCCUGCUGCUGCACCUCGUCCAGUGCGAUGAGCUGGAAGGACUGACCUGGGCCAGGCCCCCUGCCGGCCCCUCAGAUCCCAGUUCCCCCAAGUCAAAGUGAAUACAGUGGUGAGAUUCCCUGGGCGUCUUCUCCUUGCCGGUGCCCUUGCUGUGGGUCCGGCUUGGGCACUGCCUCUGGUCCUCAAACUGACUUCACUGGGCCUGCACGGUUGGGACUGUUCCUGUCUCCAUUUCCAGUGGAAGGGACGGAGGCACAGAGAGGGUCGGUGCCUGGCCCACUGUCACACAGCAGGUUGUACCACCUGCCUGCCUGCCUAAAGGGAUGCGUCUGCCAUCCUACCCAAGGGCAGGUCCAAGAAGAGGAUGGUAGCAUGUCAGUGUCCCUCCCGAGGGCAACAGAAACAGGGCCAGGGGAGGGUGGCCCAGUGCCCCCGACCUGAGUGUCCCUGGCGCAGCCCCCCCAGCCCCGUGUGGGCUCUGCUGCUGAGCGUGUUUAAGGCUCAUCUGGGCCGCCAAGCGCCAGGAAUCCUCCAUUUACAGGCAGGGAAACUGAGGCUCAGAGAGGCCAUGGGUCUCCCGGCUGGCUCUCACCCACUCGGCGUUCUUUCAGUCUCCUCUUUUUCUUUAAUUUAUUUUGUUAAAUAAGGUGAAAUUCACAUAAAAUUAACCAUUUAAGUGGA
Ailuropoda melanoleuca (giant panda) is the source of this 5000-nucleotide messenger RNA. It is a transcript of the gene SH3TC1, whose product is annotated as SH3 domain and tetratricopeptide repeats 1. The coding region runs from base 16 to 4128 and encodes 1370 amino acids. The record is from RefSeq and is a predicted model, not a curated record. The transcript is spliced from 19 exons. Gene Ontology annotation, molecular function: protein binding. Lineage: Eukaryota; Metazoa; Chordata; Mammalia; Carnivora; Ursidae.